UAUAGCCGAUAGUGUUGACUGUUGACUUCUUGGUCCAUACAAGACGAGAGAGGAAUAUCUUUCCAACGGUGCUCGCCACCAAUUCUUUGUUGUCAAGCUAAAAUUUCCAAGGGAAGACUUCGACCAUGCAUAGGUCUCCGAGACCAAUAAUAUAGACUAGUAAUCGUCACUGUUAGCAGUGCGCGCGUACGCAGCUGUAUUUGCGUUAACUAUAAAAACAAGACAUGCAUGCUCAGAGAGAACACACAUGAGAAGCUGUGACAGGAAGGAGAACGCAUCAUGAAGCGUUCUACUUCUCCUCCGCCCUUGGUAUGCAGCGUUGUGAUCCUUGCUCUGAUAUGCUGUUCCCUGUCAUGCUCUGCGGCGGCAAGAGUUGCUCUUGACGGAAGCCGUGAGCCAACGAGUCCUCCGCCGCCGGUGCCAGGUGGCCAGGUGUCUCCGUCACCAACUCCAGUUCCAAUGCCUCCGGUCCAUCCUCCGCCGCCACCACCGCCCAUGCCGGAGAUGUCAGCACUGGCGCCGCACCGCAAGACCCUGCAGCAAGCUGUUAGGGACGCCAUUUAAUUAUGCAUGAAACAGUGCCGCUCAUAUAUUAUUUUCGUCUAUGUAUGGUUGAUCAUGGUCCUAAGUAAUUGAGACGAUAAAUAAUGAUAUUA
This is a messenger RNA of Aegilops tauschii subsp. strangulata, 656 nucleotides long. NCBI's taxonomy places the organism in Eukaryota, Viridiplantae, Streptophyta, Magnoliopsida, Poales, Poaceae. The record is from RefSeq and is a predicted model, not a curated record.